This is a messenger RNA of Rosa chinensis, 1361 nucleotides long. Its product is annotated as ureidoglycolate hydrolase. Bases 97 to 1206 code for a protein of 369 amino acids. NCBI's taxonomy places the organism in Eukaryota, Viridiplantae, Streptophyta, Magnoliopsida, Rosales, Rosaceae. The record is from RefSeq and is a predicted model, not a curated record. The transcript has 10 exons. Gene Ontology annotation, molecular function: hydrolase activity, acting on carbon-nitrogen (but not peptide) bonds, in linear amidines.
ACAAAAUGAGUGUCCGAUUGCCACCCACACAGUCCCAUCUAACUCAUCUAAGAAACCCAACGUGCUUCUUUUGCUAACUAACAAACCCAGAAAGCCAUGCCUCUCAGAUUAUCUGUCUCAGCACUCACCGUGCUCUUCUUCUUCUUCUUCCUCUGUUCCUUCACUGCAAUCUUAGCCCACAACAAUGAAGACCCAACAAUCAAAACAAUGGAGGACUUCUCAGGCUACCCAAUUCACGAGUCACACUCUCACCUUUCUUCACUAUCAGUUGACGCUCAAAGUUUACAGAAACAGAUUGAUGAACUUUCGAGUUUUUCGGAUACACCUGCCCCAUCAGUGACCAGGGUCUUGUAUACUGAGAAGGAUGUCUUGGCGCGUAGAUUCAUUAAAAACUUGAUGGGACUCUCUGGUUUGUCCGUUAGAGAGGAUGCUGUUGGUAACAUAUUUGGUCGAUGGGAAGGCUCUAAUCCAGAGCUUUCUGCCGUUGCAACAGGUUCUCACAUUGAUGCCAUUCCAUACUCUGGAAAGUAUGAUGGAGUUGUGGGUGUUUUGGGUGCUAUAGAAGCGAUCAAUGUACUAACAAGGUCCGGGUUCAAACCUAAACGAUCACUAGAAGUUAUCAUGUUCACCUCAGAAGAGCCUACACGCUUUGGAAUAAGCUGUCUGGGAAGAAAUGAUGCUGGACUAGCAGCUGCAGAAUUAGCUCUAGCAGUUGAGAGACAUGUAUUAGAAUCUGGAUCUAUUGAUACUGUUGGUACAGUUGGUAUUCUGGAGCUACACCCCGGAGCUAUCAACAGCAUCCCAAGCAAAUCACAUCUGGAAAUCGACACAAGAGACAUUGAUGAAGAGCGAAGAAACACCGUAAUUGAGAAAAUCCAUCAAUCUGCAAUUUCUAUAGCCAGAAAGCGGCGAGUCACUCUAUCCGAAUUCAAAAUCGUAAACCGGGAUCCACCUGCACUUUCUGAGAAAUCAAUACUUGACGCAAUGGUAGCUUCAUCAAAAGAGCUCAACUUAACCCAUAAAUUGAUGAUUAGCCGAGCCUACCACGAUUCAUUGUUCAUGGCCAGAAUAUCCCCAAUGGGCAUGAUAUUCAUUCCAUGUUACAAAGGUUACAGCCAUAAACCUGAAGAGUAUUCCUCUACUCAGGACAUAUCGAAUGGGGUCAAGGUAUUAGCCCUGACCCUUGCAAAAUUGUCAUUGCAGUGAUGUAACUUCCACUGUUGUCAUUAAGUAACUAGUUCAUAUAUUGCUGUUGUGUAAAGAUUCCAAUUACCCCCUAUGUUGUGCCGCUAUGACUUGUACUAUUCAAUAAAGAAAAUGCUAGUUGGCAUAUGAAUUGAAUAGAGAAUUUCAACUGUGCA